Girardinichthys multiradiatus is the source of this 5672-nucleotide messenger RNA. Its product is annotated as protein SOGA3-like. Bases 1001 to 4465 code for a protein of 1154 amino acids. NCBI's taxonomy places the organism in Eukaryota, Metazoa, Chordata, Actinopteri, Cyprinodontiformes, Goodeidae. The transcript is spliced from 7 exons. The record is from RefSeq and is a predicted model, not a curated record. Gene Ontology annotation, biological process: regulation of autophagy.
GAGUGAGGACUUACACCUCGAACUUUAGAGGCAGCCGAUAAGCUACCUAUUACUUAUAGCUUACGAGUUAUGUGACGGUUACAAACCAAAGAAUAUAUCGUUUUCAUGUAGCGCUGUGUGAUGCAAGGCUAUCCGCUAUCUAGAAUAAUGAACGCCCACCCCUCUGCUCUCCUCGUGAUAGUCAGCCUCCUCUCAUACUUCAGCUAACGGCAGAAACAAACCUGCUUUGUUUACAACCCAGCUAAGAUAACCUACUGUGUAAAAAAAAAAAAAAAAGUAGCAGUUUGUCAAACAUUUUCUCUCCUCAGAACUGAAGUAGUUUGUGGUCUCUAAAAACGGACCAACGGUUCGCAUUUGGCUAUCAAGCUCAUACUGCGACACGUUGCUCGGAUUGAUUUGUUGCCAUGGCUACAGCGCAAGGUGGCGACGUAAUUAAAAGUCGUUGAUUAACGACGACUCUUCUUCCGCUGUCGCCUCUAGGCGUCGUUCGGCUUCAGAGAGAGAAAAACUCCUGGUUACAGGGGGGUAAAAAUACUCUCCGCUGCUCUUGCAUCAGAAGCACUCCGUGGUAUUUUUGGGAGCUUCUCCUUUUUGCCUCGGAGGGUUUACGGGCGCCUGUCGCUUCAGGGGGACUGCUCAAACCGGGAGCUUGGUUUGAACAUGCAAAAGAAAAGCAGCGCAUGUGGACAGCCGAGAGUAGGUCUGAAGAAGGACCGAGUCAGAAUGAAAUCUUGAACUGAUCUUUGUGAAGACAUGGAGGAGGCUGAAGCGUCCAGUCCCGUCGAGUGCGUUGGGUCAGCGGUGACUGCUCCCAGGAGGGAAGCUGUGUCCCCGAGGCGGGAUUUGGCCGGGUUUGGAUAACUUCUUAGGCUACAGUUAAUGAUGAUGGAAAAUUCCCUGAACUGAUCAAAACUUUUCAGAGCAGAAAUGGCCGCUUACAACGUAUUGUACAAAUUUUUCCCUUAAAUAUUUGAGUCUUUUGUGUGCAUGCAUUUGAGAGAUGUGGAGCGCCUUUAUGAACGGCGCCGGGCUGCAGGCUGGCGGCGGCGGGGGAUACGUGCAGUCCCAGGGAUGGGAGUUUGUGCCUCGCUCCAGGAUUGAGAAGGCAGACAGGGGCAGGGGCAAAAACCGCAACCCGCUUAGGAGAAUCUCCUCUCCGCCCACAGUUUUCAGCCACAUCCAGGAGCCCCCGAUCGGCUCUUCGCAAGCCAGGGGAGAGGGAGGGGGAGGGACCCAGGAGCUUGAGGUCCUCAGGGGACAGCUGUGGCCGGGGCCCGGUCCGCAGCAACAGCAAACGCGGCUUAAAAAGAAACUGGAGGAUCUGAAAAAACGACACGUUCAGGAUAAAGAAGAAUGGAUGCGUGAGAAGGAGUCGUUAUUGAGACAAGUGGCUGACAUCCAAGGUGGGGAGAACAGGAGGAUUCUGCUGGACUUGAAGACGGUUUUGGAGGAGGUGCAGGCGGAAGUGAAAAAAGAGGAGGAGAAGAGGAGCGAGCUCCAGCUGCAGUACACCAGAGACAGAUGUGCCUGGGACAUUGAGAAGGCUGAGCUGAAAUGCAGGAUUGCACAGCUGGAAGCUAGAGAAGCCACAGGAUUGGUGAGUGGAGGACUCCAGUCAGCUGUGGGUCUCGGAUCAGUGACGUUGCAGAGUCCCCGCAAAUCGAACAGUGAGACCUCAACACUCUGCCGGGAAAGGGAAGAGCAACGGAGGAUCGUGGCAGAAACGCAUUCAACAGCCAUGGACCUGCGCUGCCGUCUGGAGCACAGCGAGAGGGACUGGUUAAAGGAGAAGGCCGAGCUGCUGGAAAGGUUUGAUGGCGAGAGGAGAGAGUGGGAGAGCCAGCUGAAGGAUAUGCAGAGGAAAAUAGAAGAGCUGUACUUUGAGGUGAGAUCCAGUCGAGGAGGGGUGACCCUGGACAGCAUGAGGCCGGAUGACAAUGCGGUGCACAGACUCAGCAUGCACUCGACCAGCACAGGCUCUAGCCUGCUCAGCGACAACUCCCGGUCCGAGCUGCUCAGUAGCAGCACUCAGUCAGAACCUGCCAGAAACCCGCCUUCACCAGGAUUAGUUCUCAACAGAAACAUCAGCACUGAAAGUGACGCCUGCUUCCAAGCAGACAGCCUGUGUCGAUUUAAUGUGGGUGUUCAGUUCAGUCAGAGUGGCCCCUUAAAACCUGAGCUUUUGGUUGAACCACGAUCAGAAGAAUCCUGGAAGCAAGACUUAUCAGGUGAUAAUAAAAAAGCUGUGGAUACAAAAGAACUGGAGGCUUUUUAUUGCGGUUCUUCUGGGCGUGGGGCGCCACAGGAAUAUGUUUCUAUAAGGAGUGGAAAAGGAGUCCAUGAAAUUCCUCAAAGUCCUCUCUGGGCCGAACUGAGUUAUGGCAGUGACAAAAAAAAGAGCACUACUGCUCUCAAUGCUGCUCUGAAGGAAAUAGCUCGUGUAAGUGAGGAGCUUUGUAGCUACCAGGAUGAGAUCAGAAAAAAGAGCGGAGAUAAGAGGAACCAGUCUGAAUCCCUGUGUUCAUCGGAGAGACAUGACAAACGCUUCCUGCAGGUUGAAGAGGCUUCUUGUGACCUUGGCCAGAUCUAUGAUGACCUCCAGGCUCUGCAGCGUGAAAACUGGAUAACGUUGUCACCAGAAACCACCUGGAGAGCCAACAUAAGUUCAAGUGACACCUGGAUGGCAAACACUGCUGAUCCAUAUAGAUACAGAGACACAGAAACAAGUUCUGGAGGAUACUCUGACAUGGAGGCAGCAGCUCCACCCAUUCCUCCUCGCACUUCCUCCUGGAAUCUAAGCUCCUCUAAUCCAGACACAGAGAUCCACAUCGCAGAGUCCCCUUUGCCCACAGUGAGGAAGUGCCAUAGCCCCUGUGUUCUGUUGGACAGAAAGUGUAACAGCCCAUCCAUUGUCAGGAAGUUUGAGGCGAUGCUUCAGGAAAAUGAGGGAAAGGUCUUUAAAGAUGGCGUGUUAACAUCAUGCUCCAUCCCUUCGAGCUCCAACUGUAACACAGGCUGCCUCCUUAAUCGCUGGUCGUGUGAUGCAAGCAAGUUGAUCCCCAAUAAAUUAUCGACAGACUGGACCGUCCAGAAAAGCUUCUCUGAGGUCAACAUAUUGACUGCUGGGAAAGAUCUGUGCCCAGAGAAGAACUCUGAUGCUGGAAAGCUACAAACGUUUCCAGUUAUCCACGAAUUCCCUGUGGAUUCAGUCUCACAGGAAAUACAAUCUGUUAUGCCCAGCCUCAAGGGCUCCAGAAGAAACCUGAUGCUGGAACGAAAAACAGCCGAGUUCAACAGAACUUUGUUUCAGGCUGAGAUGGGUCGUGGUGUAGAUGUACAAGACCAUUAUACAAGAUCAAAGACCUGUUCUGAGGCUUGCAAACCAGUCCUUGCAACAUCAGUUCAUAUAUUACCAACCAAAGAUGCUACAUCUCCAUCUAUUUGUUCUGAUGGCUCCACUAACAUUACAGAUUCAUAUCCUGAUGUGUCAUUGUCACCCUCUAUCUCAACGUCUACCAUACAGAACCCCAAAGUGGAACAAGUGCAAAUGAGGUGUACUACCAAAGUUCAAGAGUUCAGGAAGAAGCCAGAAACACCUUCUGACCUCUCACUGGAAGAGCCACAGGCUGGACUCAUGGAGGCUCCAAAACCUUCUCAGAGUUCUGAGGUCAAGUACAAACUGCGGAAAGCGGGCAGCUUUUCCAAGAAAUCCCAACAAAGCGCAACCGCUGAGCCUCUUUCUUCUGCAGUUACCAUGCCAGAUGAAUCUGUGGAAAGUUCCAACUCUAAGAGGGAGAAUUCAGAUGAAGUAAGGCCUCAGACAACCAGAGCCAGUGUCUCGCCCGUUCAGCUAGCUGCUGAGAGCAAGAAAAGACAGGUGACACAGCCAAGACAGAGAUCUAGCUCUCCUUACCAGUCCGACUCCUGCAGACCUGUCCCUCGCAUCAUGAAUGAGCAUCCCUGGAAGCCUCUCACUCUUGCUGCAUACCCUCGACCAGAGGGUUCCAGAUCCAACUAUGGUGCCGUGGAAAGGAUUCUGAAAAAUUAUGAGAGCGCAGCUCGAGCACAACAGAAUGAGAUGGUUUCCAACCCCACAGAGCUGGACAUGGCUCCUCUGCCUUUAGGUCCCACUCUGAGACACAUGCAAACAUCACCCACCACCCAGAUUGACAGCCCAACUGCCCAAGUCAGCCUCCACGGUGUCAAGGAGGUGCAGCUCACGGUACAGGAGGACGAAGAGCCGUCUGCCACUCCUCCCUCCACCCAGAAGAACUUUUCAAGGCCCGCUCGUCCUGCCAACCGCCGUCUCCCCUCCAGAUGGGCCAGCCACUCCCCCACUUCAUCUUCCUCUCCCUCAUCCUCUCCAUGCGCCACCCCAAUCUUGCCCAAUUCCUUUCCCCUCAAGAAACACUCUUCAUCCUUUACUUACACACAUGGCUUUCACAUAGAGACCGUCAUCAUUUGACACUGCAUGUUAUGUUUUGGAACCAACCAGAUCCCCUUUACUGACAAACUCUGAACUUGUUAACCUUUUUUUUUGUUUUUUUUGUUGUAUAUGCCAAAUCCAAAUUACAUACUCACUACUAAACCCUUUAUUCCAAAUGUAAUCAUCAACUAACUGUGUUUAUAGCAUCCUGUGGAACAGACCUGAUCAAGAAAAGGCAAAUAUAUCCAAACAGCUGCAAAUAUUGUCAUUAUGCUACCACUAAACUGCCAGGCAUGAUGGACAGUCCCGGUAGAUGUUAGAAAUGAUUAUCUCUGCUCAGGUCUGGAUUCCAGCUUUGACUACUGUAGCAUUAUAGAAAUACUUAAAAGUCUUUUACUAACUUCUCCCUACUAUGAACUAGAUUUACAACCUAAAAGAAUUUGUAGGUUAUAUUAAAAUUUGUUAUAAAUAUACGGUACAUGGAACAUGCAGCAGUGUGUUCAGCUUAGAGACAGACAGAAUGGAUCAAAGACUUCCCUGAGAAUAAUUUACCAAGAGCAAAGUAGCCUGCAGUAUAUGACUGGACUGUACCUUGACUGUGACCAGAAUAUUUAGUUUUUUUAUUGUUUGACUUUUCAUUUAUUAUUAAGCAAAAAAACAAGUUUAUUUUUAGUGAUAGCUGCAUAAAAAUAGGACUUUUUUUACAACUGUACUAAAGGCUAGUUUUUUGUGCAUUUUCCAGCUAUUUUAAUGGCAUUGUUUGAAAUAACAUUCUCUUUUCUCCAAUUUCUUACAUUUUUUUUAAGGUUUGUGUCAACUUCAUUUAAAAAAGUGCAUUAUUAUUAUUUUUUGCUUAACACUUGCUCAUAAAGAAAAAUAGGAAUGCCUUUUUUUUUUUAUCUGAAUAAUCUGAAUCUGUAUAAUCAUAUGUCAGGAUGUUAACCAUCUAAGCAGUGUUUUUUUUUUUUUUUUUUUUUAUGGCUGAAAGGUGGUGAAACACAAUGACUUUGCUGUCGGUUUCUUAUAAUAAACACAAGUUCCCAAAAAUGUCUCAAAUGUUGCAAAAGUAUUUGUCCCCCUUGAAAUUUUUUACAUUUUAUCAUGUUAUAAGCACAAAUUUCAGUAUAUCUUGUUGGGAUGUUAUGCAACAGACUAACACAUAGUAUUGCGUAUCUGGGAACUUGAAAUAAAUUGAAACAUGGCUUUAAUUUUUUUUAAUUUUACAAAUAAAAAUCUGAAAAAUGUG